AAAGUAAUUAAGCACAGGAACAGUCACAUGAAACAGCAGAGGAUGUGGCUGAACAGUCUUCUUAUAGUUUUUCUCAGCUCUAAUCAUUUAGUGUUCUCAUUGAAUUUUGAUGGCGGUGAUACUAACGUUGAUCUGGAGGAGGACUGGAACUCGAUGGAAAAUUUCACACUAAGUGCAAAUGGUGGUGGUGGUGGUGGUGAUGAUGGUGAUGAAGAUUUCAGAGAUGGAUUUGUACCACAAUUCAAAACCGGUUUAUCAGGUUCAGAAGAAGCUAAGAUUAAGCCGCUUAAUCUACCGGGGUCGGUACGAAUACCAGCAUCUAUGCUACACAAAGAACUUUUUACCCCAGAAAUCGGCGGUAGGCCGAUGCCUUCGCUGGUCAAGUCAAUACUUCUGGCCGAAAAGGCCGCUGGGAAACCUGCGCAAUCUGUCUUUGCUCCUGCGUCAAAGAUGGUUGAUGUGAUGUGUUACCUGGACCGGAUUCAUGUGAGAGUGCUGAAAAGUUUGUUUACCAACCCCAGCGCAUGGAAAGACUUAAAGCUGGGAACAUGUGCUGUCAAUAAAGCCACGGAUACUCACUAUCACUUCCUGUACUAUCUGAAAGGAUGUGAAAUAAUUCGAGGGGAGGAUGCCAAUCGUGUGACUUACACGAACACACUCUACUAUAGGCCUAUGUCAGUUGCCACCGAGCUGAUUGUGAGGGAGCUUCCAUUUACUGUGCCUAUUCGAUGUAGCUACACAAAGUUCCAUCGCUCUUAUGCAGUAGGAUUCUUACCCCACAUAGCAGGUGGAACCUUCUACAAGCCCCUACACCGUCAAUCAGGGACCAGACUUGCUGCAAUGGAUGCGUCUUGGAACAAUCUUCUGGUUGGCCAGAGCUUUGUCAUUGGCAAACCCAUGUGCUUUGAAGCUAAAGGUUCCAGCAUGGAAACAAGAAAACGGAUGUAUCUGAACAGUUGUUUUGUCACUUCCCACCCAAGCCCUUUGUCACCGGAUAAAUAUCCUGUGGUAGAGAAUUAUGGAUGCCUGGUGGACAGUAAGAACAGCGCUCUGACAAAGUUCUACACCAGUCCUAACAAGUUGACUGUGAGAUUUUGUAUGACCACUUUUAUGUUUAAAAACAUGGUUUCCCAGCCAUCAUCCAAAAAGAGCAUGGUUAUGCAUUGUGAGUUUGACUUUGGACCAGAGACCCCUACACCUAGUGCCAAGUCAUGCACGUAUAACGCAAAAUACAAGGGGUGGACCGAGCUGUAUGGUGAUUCCUCUGUCUGUAACUGCUGUGCAUCUACAUGUCCUGCUCCUCUAAGGGCAACUGGUAGGUCAAUGAUCACCAGUGACUCCUGGGACUUGAAGAUGGGAAAGGGAUCAUCACUUCUUUCACCAAAGGAGACCAUGCCUGAUUUCUCAUUAACUGGCCAUGCUGACUUUGCGCUGUUCUGGGAGUCCGAUUACUAGGAGGAUGUCUUUUACAGAUGGCAGAUGUUUUAAAUUGGAUCAUAAGAUGACACUGUUAUAAUUAAUGUGGUUAUGCCUUGACAAGUUAAAGUGAUAUAAACAGAA
This is a messenger RNA of Megalobrama amblycephala (Wuchang bream), 1560 nucleotides long. RefSeq names its product zona pellucida glycoprotein 3c (gene zp3c). The record is from RefSeq and is a predicted model, not a curated record. NCBI's taxonomy places the organism in Eukaryota, Metazoa, Chordata, Actinopteri, Cypriniformes, Xenocyprididae. Gene Ontology annotation, biological process: binding of sperm to zona pellucida; egg coat formation; positive regulation of acrosome reaction. The transcript has 8 exons. The annotation marks the transcript as partial. Gene Ontology annotation, molecular function: acrosin binding. Gene Ontology annotation, cellular component: extracellular matrix.